Molecule: messenger RNA, 3960 nt
Organism: Myxocyprinus asiaticus (Chinese sucker)
Lineage: Eukaryota; Metazoa; Chordata; Actinopteri; Cypriniformes; Catostomidae
Product: dnaJ homolog subfamily C member 16-like
Exons: 15
Coding region: 166-2535 (789 amino acids)
Source: RefSeq, a predicted model, not a curated record
AGAAGAAGAAGAAUUCUCUCAUUACCGGAAGUAACGAACAGGUGAUGGAAACGGGAUAGGAUCGGGAUCCACCCAUAAAAAUCUGGAGAAAAUGGGUCGCUGCUAAAAUCUAAUUAAAACGAUCAAAGCGAGGGCUGUCCAAGACUGUCUAGGACAUACCAGAAGAUGGGAGGCUUGAGUGUGUUUGUUACCGGCUGUGUGGGGAUGACUCUUUUCCUGGCACUACUUGGAGAUUCACUGGCAACUGCGCCUGAGUUUGAUCCCUACAAAGUUCUUGGAGUAUCCAGACACGCGAGUCAGGGUGAAAUAAAAAAACUGUACAAGAAGCUUGCCAGGGAAUGGCAUCCAGAUAAGAACAAAAAUCCAGGGGCCGAAGACAUGUUUAUCAAGGUCACUAAAUCUUACGAGAUCUUGUCCAAUGAGGAGCGACGGGCCAAUUAUGACCAUUUUGGUCAAAUGGACGAGAAUCAAAACUUUGUGCACGCACCACAGGGCUUCAGACACUUUCAGGACAGUUUCUACUUCGAUGAAUCUUUCUUUCACUUCCCUCGAACAAGACAAGAUUUCACAGACAGCAAGCACCUCCUUCACUACAACCAGUACAUAAAUGAAGUGGUGCCAGAUAGUUUCAAGAGACCCUACCUAAUCAAGAUCACCUCAGAGUGGUGCUUUACCUGCAUUCAUAUUGAACCCAUUUGGAAGGACACUGUGCAAGAACUUGAGCCACUGGGUGUUGGUAUCGGUAUUGUGGACAUUGGCUAUGAGAAACAGCUGGCCAACCAUCUUGGUGCCCACCGCACACCCUCCAUUCUGGGCCUUAUCAAUGGCAAAGUCACUUUCUUCCACUAUGCUGUGGUCAGGGAGCACCUAAGACAGUUCGUGGAAAGUCUUCUGCCACCGAAGCUGGUGGAGAAGGUGACGGAUAACAGCUACCACGAGUUUUUGAACAAUUGGCAUGAGGAGAAUAAGCCAAGAGUGGUAAUGUUUGAUAUAGCAUCUACAAUCCCUCUUCUGUACAAGCUCACUGCGUUUGCCUACAAAGACUAUGUGAGGUUCAGCUAUGUGGAUAUGGGCCUCACCGAGACUUCCCAGGUCGUGCGGAGGUUCAACAUUAACACUUAUGCUCCCACAAUGCUCCUGUUCAAGGAGAACACAGAGAAACCUGCAGAUGUUAUUCAGGCAAGAGGAAUGAAGAAGCAGAUAAUUGACGAGUUUGUAUCGACUAAUCGGUUUCUGCUGGUACCGCGUCUGGUGAAUCAGAAGCUUUUUGAUGAGCUAUGUCCAGUUAAGCAGUUCCACCGUCGCAGGAAAUACUGUGUUCUACUUGUUACUGGGGAAGGGGAAGAGUUUGUGUCAGUGAAUGAGGCUUUCUUUGACUUUGCUUCCUCCAACACCAAAGAAGUUCUGAGGUUUGCUUAUGUUUAUCAGAGACAACAGCAACAUCUCUGUGACACUCUGCUCAAAAAGGAUGACACAACCCCUCCACAGGUGAUAAUCUUGGAGAGGCGCAGCGCUACAGGAAGGGUGUUGUAUCGGACAGUGACUGGUGGCUGGAAUGGGAGUGAUGAUGAUAAGCACCACCUUCAUGAACACCUAGAGCUUUUACAAAGAGAUCCCUCCUACCUUACCCAUGAUGCAAUGCUGCCCGAACUCAGCAAUGAGUUUGCUUCUAUGUUUCUAAUUCAGUGGAUGAACACUGCAUAUGAUUACCUCGCUCAGUUUUACUUCGAUCUUCUCUACUAUAACUGGCGAGAGAUGAUGCCUGUGCUAUCCCUGAUCUUCUCAGCUCUUUUCAUCCUGUUUGGGACUGUGCUCAUCCAGGCCUUCAGUGACACUGGUGAAGACAAACCAGCCAAACAAAAGGCAGCUGAUUCACCAAAGACAGCGGAGAGCUGUUCUCCUGGACCAGAGAGCACUUCGAGUCAUCCCCCUAAGAAGAAUUUUUUGGAGGUGACAGAGUUGACAGACAUAACCUACACUAGUAACCUAGUCAAGUUAAAGCCUGGUCACAUCAACGUAGUGCUGAUCCUCACUGAUGCUUCUAAACAAGUGCUGCUUAGGAAGUUUGCCAAAGAAGUGUACUCGUUCUCAGGGUCUCAAACUCUUCACUACUCCUUCUUAAAUGUGGACAAACACAGCCAGUGGAUGGACUCGCUCAUGGAGGCGGCUCCGGACGCCAGGCCUUCAGACUGCCUGGAUGAAGAGGAGGAAGAAGACACUGCCUCCCACAAGCCAGACUUUACUGGCCAUGUCCUGGCACUCAAUGGCCACAAGAAAUACUUCUGCAUUUUCAGACCUGUGUUUACAGGGGAGGAAGUUGAGUGUAGCCGAUCGUCCGAUGAAGUUGGGGCAGUGGCCGGGCCAAGCAAAGGCACGAGUACCCGGUCCAGUUCCCGUCAGAGGACCACCUCUCUGGAGAUCCACCAUAAACUGGACCGCCUGGGUCUGUGGAUGGAGAGGCUUAUGGAGGGAACUCUACCCAGGCAUUAUGUUCCAUCCUGGCCCGGUCUGGACACCAUAACGCCCCAGAAAUAAGACUCAUAAUUGUCCUCCGUCCGAACCAGGCAGUGGCUCAGGACUAUUACUGGAGGCAUGCUGUUGUGACGUUAAAGUUGUUGGAUUCUGAUGUUCAGCAUCUUUUUUUAUCUGAAUUACACAGUUAUUUUAAACAAUAUUAAAUUAUUCUGUAAAACACACUGGUUUUGAGUAGAGGUUGUCUUUAUUUGGAGCACCAUGUGCUCAUCAGCUGCUUUAGAGGUGAAAACGCCUCUUCUUCUGUAACAGUCUGUCUCUUGGUAGUAUGGCCGUUUCUUUACUGUGUGGAUGCUUUUCUGAAUCCCAGAUAAAGCCACUCUGGGUAGCUUCAAAAGCAGCUUAUAUUAAGAUUACCAUUUAGCCUUUUUUCCAAUAAAAAUAACUAAUUGGAUUUUAAAAAAUCGAAAAAAUGUGUGGGAAAAUUGUCAAACCACUCUCCUUAUGCAAAAAAUAUCAUACUGAAUUUCCGAAACCAAACCUUUCUGCAUGAAGACUUGAGAUAUUUUUAAAGACUUGAGAUUCUUGAGUAGGUACUUCCUGCCAUAUGUGCAUGUUCUGCCUUUCCUUAAGUCCAACAUUUUUAUGUUAUGUCUUUUGUUUCAUGUUUUGCACUUUGAAGGCUUGCUUUGGAUUUUUUCAUUUAGAAAGUAAAUGGUACAGAGUAGCUUUAUUAAUAUUUAAUAAUGAGAGGUUCUAACUGCAUCUGUAAUAUCACUACCAAUAGAACAGGUUAAGAAUGUUCUAGAUCCUCAGUUGGCUAUUUAUUUUUUGUUGCACUUUUUGUGGUUGAUAUAUACAUACAUACAUACAUACACUACUGGUCAAAAGUUUUGAAACACUUAUUCUUUAUCAUAAUUUCUAUUCAUAAUUUUUUCACAUUUUAGAAUAAUAGUAAUGUCAUCAAAACUGGAAUAACAUAAAAGGAACUAUGGGAAUUAUGUUGUGACUAAAAAUAUAAUAUCAAAAAAUAAAUCAAAACUGUGUUAUAUUUUAGCAUCUUCAAAGUAGUCACCCUUUGCCUAGAAUUUGCAGAAAUGUACUCUUGACAUUUUCUCAACCAACUUCUUGAGGUAUCACCCUGGGAUGCUUUUUAAACAGUAUUGGAGUUCACAUCUAUGUUGGGCACUUAUUGGCUGCUUUUCUUUAUUAUUUGGUCCAAAUUAUCAAUUUCAAAACCUUUUUAUUUUUAUUUUUUAUUACAUUUUAGUUUUAUAAUGAAAUAAGUUAAUAUGGUGGCAAAAUUAUAUUUUUGUCUACAAACCUAAUUUCAAAUAUUUAAGCUUACGUCUUCAGAUCAAAAUAUUUUUAAGAUCAUGAGAAACAUUUCAGUCAAGUGUUUCAAAACUUUUGACUGGUAGUGUGUGUGUGUAUGUAUGUGUGUGUGUGUGUGCAUUAUUUAAAAAUAAUAAUAAAGUUUGUACUGUA